This is a messenger RNA of Macrobrachium nipponense, 464 nucleotides long. It is a transcript of the gene EMC10, whose product is annotated as ER membrane protein complex subunit 10-like. NCBI's taxonomy places the organism in Eukaryota, Metazoa, Arthropoda, Malacostraca, Decapoda, Palaemonidae. The transcript is spliced from 3 exons. The record is from RefSeq and is a predicted model, not a curated record. Bases 67 to 366 code for a protein of 99 amino acids.
AAAAAGUUUAUAUUUUCUUUACAGUGCCAGUUGUAUGAAAGCGGUUUGUCAGAGACAUUCAAUCUGAUGGUAGAUUCAGCUGGAUCAUCUGUUGUUGGUGUAGGAUUAGUUCCUUUCGUUGCUGUAUGCCGAGGAGAAAGCCCAGAGGUUUCAGCAGUUCAGCAUAACACAACAGUUAUUAUUCGCUCUCCAACACCUGCACCUGUCCCUGACACUGCAACAUACAUUGAGAAGAUGGAAGCCAUGAAGAAUGAAAAAGCUGAAGGAAAAGACAAUCGAUCAUUCUUGGCUAAAUAUUGGAUGUACAUUAUUCCUGUUGUGCUGAUAAUGCUGUUCUCAGGAGGUGGCCAGGAAGGAGCUCGCUAAACCUCUCAUAGGAGUGUAAAUUAUUUUUUUAUGAGAACAGUUGAUCUCAUUCACUUCUUUCCUGUUAAGUUUUAGCUUUUGAUUGUAUAUGUGCUAGU